AUGUCGGACUUCCAGGGCCUUCCGGCUCGGGUAGAGCCCGAGCCUACUGACGUGGAAGGCAUGAAUGUGCCAAUGCCGGAUGUGACUCUACGAGACGAGCUCUCCGAGUCGCUGAUGCCGCUCAAAUGGGUGCUGUUCCCGGAAGCCGACCCGGUACAGCAGUUUCGCGAUAAGACGUGGAAGGAGAAGAUUUGGAUAUUCCUAGUGGGAGUGUUUCCGAUUCUGUCAUGGCUGCCGAAAUACGAUCUACGGUUCUAUCUGCUCGGCGACAUCAUCGGAGGGCUCUCCAUCGCCAUCAUGUCCGUGCCGCAGGAUGUAUCGUACGCUAGGUACGCCAACGCGCCCAAGGAGUUUGCUCUCUACACGAGUUUCCUGCCACCGUUGAUGUACGCGAGCCUGGGGUCGUCGAAGCACAUGGUGAUCGGGCCGGUGUCGGUGGUGUCGCAGCUGCUGGGCGAGCAGCUGAGCGCGCAGGUGGACCCCAACACGGACCCCGCCCUCUACAACUCCAUGCUCACCACCACCACCUUCCUCUGCGGCCUCUUCCAACUCGCCAUGGGACUGCUCAGAAUGGGGUUCCUGGUCGACCUACUGAGCCAGCCCACCAUCGCGGGGUUCCUAGCGGGUUGCUCCCUCACCAUCGCGCUGCAGCAGCUGAAGCCCAUUCUGGGGUACAAGGACUUCACGCUCAGCACCAGCAUUGUCAACAUCUUCAAGGCUGUUGUUGAAUACUCUUAUGAGUUCCAAUGGCGUGCCUUCGUCCUCGGCUCUUCCUUCUUCAUCGCACUCACCAUCCUCCGCAUUCUCACGAAGAUGUACCCAAAGAGCAAGACCCUCUUCUACGCCAACGCGCUGGGCCCCAUCUCCUCUAUAAUCCUCUCCACUAUUAUCGUGGGCGCCUCCGGCGUGUACAACAAGGGUGUAGCCACGGUGGGCAGCAUACAGACGGGCCUGGGGGGCAUGUCAUCGGUGUGGGACAUUGAUCUGCACAACGAGUACACUGACGAGGUCGCCCUCAUUGCACUCUACGCCGCCCUCGUCUCCCUCGCUGAAUCGAUUGGCAUAGGGCGCACAUUUGCGGGCAUGUAUGGUUACCACAUCGAUGGUAACAAAGAGCUCAUAGCCUACGGAGCCAUGAACCUCUCAGGCUCCUUCACCUCUUGCUAUGUCGCCACAGGCUCCUUCUCCCGCACGGCGGUGAACAUCCUGGCGGGGGCGCACACGGCGCUGACACAGAUCAUCCUCUCCUUCACCAUGCUUAUCGUGCUGCUUGUUGCUGCUCCCGCCUUCAAAUACGUGCCCGCUUGUGUGGUGGGAGCAGUCAUCGCCAACUCGGUGCUUAACCUGCUCGACUUCAAGGCAGCAUUUACGAUCUGGCGGGUGGACAAGCUGGACUUCAUGGUCAUGCUCGGCUGCUUCCUCGGGAUCAUCUUCGGCUCGCCCGAGAUCGGCCUGCUAGUCGCCUGCGUGCUCUCCCUCCUCAAGCUCCUCCUGCGCAUCGUCCGCCCGCACAUCCGCCUGCUGGGCCUGCUCCCGGGCGGCGCCGCUACAGCCGUGAGCGUGCUACAGUUCCCCAACAGCACGCUGUGCGAGGGGAUCGUGAUGCUCAGGAUCGAGAGCCCGCUCUACUUCCCGGCCGCGAAUUUCUGCCGGCAGCGCAUCAAGAAGCUGUGUGACGCGUAUGCGAGGGGCUACCAGCAACCCGUGCGGCACUGCAUCCUGGAUCUGAGUGUCAUGCACGACAUUGAUGUAUCAGGGAUUGAUGGGCUGAAGGAGCUGCACCGAGACCUGUCUGAGAAGAGCAUUCAGCUGUGCCUAUCCAGUGCAUCAAGGGACGUCCUCCGCAAGCUGUGGGACGCCAACUUUCUAGCCGAGAUGGGAGAGCAGUGGCUCUUCGUCACUCCCGCCGACGCCGUCAAGCUCUGUCGCUCCGUGGCCGUGGCAGCGCCUGCUGUGAAAGAGCAGGACGAGCUGCUGGCAUCCGUGCAGGUGUAUGACAUCUAG
This is a messenger RNA of Closterium sp. Naga37s-1, 2004 nucleotides long. The record is from the annotation of a GenBank genome assembly. Lineage: Eukaryota; Viridiplantae; Streptophyta; Zygnematophyceae; Desmidiales; Closteriaceae.